Messenger RNA from Sitodiplosis mosellana (orange wheat blossom midge), 909 nucleotides. Its product is annotated as ankyrin-1-like. The record is from RefSeq and is a predicted model, not a curated record. Lineage: Eukaryota; Metazoa; Arthropoda; Insecta; Diptera; Cecidomyiidae. The transcript is spliced from 8 exons. The annotation marks the transcript as partial. Gene Ontology annotation, molecular function: protein binding.
UUCUCAAUCGCAGAUGUGAGUGGGGAACCAUCUGGUCGCAAAAACGGUUAUGUGACUCCAAAGAAGCCAGACCCGCCACCCAAAUAUGCCAAACCUGUUAUGAUGAAUCCGGAAAUUCAAACCGUGAAAGCAGGAGCAAUAGUUAUGGAGGUUAUAUCUGAAACGGAUCACAACGAAUCAUUCCUAUCGACUAUUUCAGUGAAAGAUCGAGUCAAAGAAUUUGAACGUCACGGAAAGAAUAACGAUGGGGCGCCUCCGAAGAAAUCCCAUUCCGUAAAAGCGACCAAACCUGCAGAACGACCAGACGUAAAUGAAAAAGAGAAAAAUGGAGAGACAGCACUGCAUAAAGCUGCUGAGACUGGUGAUGCGAAGGAAGCUCGAAAACUCAUCGACAAUGGAGCCGAUGUUAAUAUUGAAGGUGAUUCGAAAAUGACACCUCUUCAUUAUGCUGCAGUGGAAGGUCACACGGAUGUUGCUAAACUUCUCAUCGACAAUGGAGCCAAUGUUGAUAGUGAAAAUAAUCUGAAAGUGACACCUCUUCAAUAUGCUGCUAAGAAUGGUCACAGGGAUGUCACUGAAGCGCUUCUCAAGAAUAAAGCCAAUGUUAAUAUUGGAAAUAGUUUUAAAAUGACAGCUCUUCAUUUAGCUGCUUAUAAUGGUCACAAGGGUGUUGUUGAAUUGCUCAUUAAAUAUAAUGCCAAUGUUAAUUUGAAAGAUGGUUUUAAUCUAACACCAAUCCGCUAUUCUAUUACUUUUGGUCACACGGAUAUCACUAAACUUCUCAUGGACAAUAGAGCCGAUGUUAAUUUCAAAGAUGAUCCUAAUUUGACGCCUAUUUGUCAAGCUGCGAUAAAAGGUCGCGAGGAGUUGGCUAAAUACGUUCGUAAAAUGAGUGGACAAAAGUCAUAA